AUGCCGGUGUCUGCCGGUGCCGCGCUGCUCCCGCUCCGUCACCUCCCGCUCUCCGCGCUGCAGCGCGUCCCCCCGCCGCGGUACCGGCGCCGCCGCUCCCCUGCGCCCGCUCGGCCCUUUGUUCGCCGAUCGCUGCCGCAGCGCCGGGCGGCGCCGGGAGGGGCGGGGGCUGUCAGCGGUGGGGGUCCUCGAGCCCCCGCCCUGAGCCGGCAGCCGGUGUUGAGGUUGAGGGCUGCUGCCGGCGGGGCGUCGGCUGCGCUCUGUCCCCCCAGCCGCGGGGCACGCACACGGGGUAGCGGGGCGGUCAGGGUGACCGCGGGGGGGGCCGCUGUUUGGUUUUUCCCCCAGACGCGAAGAAAGCGUCGUGCCGGGAGCCGGGAGCCGGCCCCACGUCGGGGUGCAGCUGCCCCGGGGGCACCCGGCGCGCCCCCCUCUGCUCUUUGUCACCGCCCGUCUGCUUUGUCCCCGCCGGCCUCCCGUGCGACCCGACCGCACCGCGCGUGGGUCUCCGCGGCUCUGCUUUCAGCGUCCCACCUCCCUUUGUUAGCGCCGCAGCGGGGACGGGGGGUGUUGGGGGGGGCUGGAAACGCACCCGCGGGUUUGUCUCUUCCACGGGGAUAUGGGGAAAAAUCCCCUCGCUUGGCUCCCCGUAAAAGCUGUCUGCGCCGGGCUGAGCCAGGAGCGAUCCCAUUGUCUGGCGACGCGCGGUUUGAAUUCCACGCGAAAGCUUUUUGCGGCACGUUACAGUGCUCGCUUCGCAAGCAGCCCGCGGAACGGCAGCUCCCUCGGAGCACCGCGUGCCGCAGGUGCCGACGGAGCCGUGCCGUCGACCCCCCGCCGCUGCUGCUGAGAGGACGGCUCAGCUCGGCUGCAGCAGAAGCGGUGCAAAAUGCCGGGACCGCCAGCGCUUGCCGCUGUUACCUCCAGGUGUUCCGAGUGCCGCACGCUGUGCGUUCCUUGCUUGCUACGGGGUUUAUUGGCAUUGCAGGGAGUAGCUGAUCUCGCUCAUCCUCCUUACCUACGCUAAGCUCAUUGCCAGCAGCUCCAGGCUCCGAAGGAAGCCAUUUUAAAACCCAGUUCGAGAGAACGGAUUAUCAGCACCAGAAAGAAACCCACCCUGCCUGCUUGUUUCCUAGAAGAAAUUAAUUCACACGUUUGAAAGGGAGGAAUUCGUGUCUGUGUUUUCUAUAGAACUUGUUCAGACUGGAAGGGAAAAAAAGAAAAGAAAAAAGAAAAAAAGAAAGCAAAAAGAAAAGGGGUUAUUUCCAAAUGAAAUAUGGGGGGCGGAGGGGGAUGAAGCGGGUCUGUGGUUUUCUAUGUACCCCAGCUGAGAGCCGUGGCCGUGCAUGGGAGCCACCCAGAUAUCUGCGGCAGCCUUUGGGCAGGGCUCGGCGCGCUCAUUGCAAAUGCUCCUCGAGGCCGCGGCUCGCUGGGCUGCUCCUUUCUGCUGCCCGUCUUUUCCUCCCUGCACCCCCGUGUCUGCCGGCUGCGGGCUGGAUGCCACCCUCAGCAGUUCCCCAGGCAACCGGCCCGGUGGCAGAAACAGGCUGAGCGGCAAAGGGAGGGGAACAAAAAGCCCCGCGAUGAUUUCCCUCCCGGGGCUGAUUUCCCAUGGUGUGAAAGUGGCGCGGCUACAUGAGCCGGGCUGUGGCAGCUCCCGGGUUAUUGUGCAGCCAUCCCCGCCGGCCGUACGAGUGAGAGGAGGCACAGCGUGACCUCAGCACAGAGCACGUUUAAUGAAGCUCGGAGGAUCGGGCUGGUUUUCUCCGACGCAUCCUCGUCCCCGGUGCUGUUAGGGUUCACAUCCUCCCAGAUGGGAGCUGGGUGUGAUCCCCUUCAGCCCUCUGCUGCCAGACUGGUGGCUGAUGGACGCCAGAGGCCCUGGCAGGGGGCAACACAUGGCCAAGGGCGGCCAACGAAUGCCCCAGGGAAGGACUCGUCGUCUCACUUUGUGAUAUCUGCAUUGGCGUGAUGUGCUGCGGCAGACUGUGCGCUCGUCGGGAUGCUUUUCCCAAGGGGGAGCUUGCUCUUCCUUUUGGAAACCGUGUGCCCAUCACACCUCCUCAUCCAGGGGCGCCCCAGGAGGAUGCGGAUGGCUCAAAGACCUGGGAACUAUGACAGAGGCUGGGGAGCUCCACGGCGUACGGGCACGGUGGUGGCAGGUUGAUGGUUGGACUGGACAAUCCUAGCAGUCUUUUUCAACCCUAAAGAUUCUAUGAGCUGGGAGGAUUUCGCAGUGGUGUCUGGGCUGAGGAAAUGUUUUUGUCUCAACCCGUGCUGGCUGGAGGGACAGGGUGCAAAGAGGGACGAGGCUGUGUGCUUGGCCCGCCCUCUCCGCAAGUUUGCCCCCACUCCUGCACAGCCCCGCUGCACAGCCUGGCCCAGGAUCCUGAGAAAAUCGCUAAGCUCCGAGAAAGUCAUUAGAGCACAGCCCCGCCAGAUAGGAGAAGGUAAAAACUGCAGACAGAAAGAGGAUUAUAGGAACGGGAUCAUGGGUAGCUCCAGGGCAGGGGAGGAUCAGCAGUGGCGCAGAAAGCCUUUCGGUAGGAUGCUAAGGGAAGAAAAGAGGGAGGGCUGGGAAGGGUGACUGCUCCAGGAGAGCUGCCGCCCUACAGCGCUCGCAGUGCGGGCAUUUCUUGCUUUGGCUCAUCCGUGCUGAGGCUCACAGGUGUGCCCUCAUGGCGGCGGAGGGCGGUGUGAGCAUCUAACAGCAUCUCAAACAGCGUGUAGUAGCCGAGUAUAAACCACCGCAGUACAAAAGAGAGGUGAAAAAUGGUGUCCGUGAUUAGGAAAUGAUUGGGCAAUUAGAAGCACAGAGCAGGCGGGAGGCGAAGGGCAGAGUUUUCUCGAGGUGGUGCAGGAGUGCCGAUGAGGGAGGAAUCGAUGCUCACAUAAAUCUCACUGCAUGGGCGCCGGGCACGGCAAGGUGCUCCAUUGAUGCUGUGGUCCCUGAGCCAAUGGCAGGAGGGCCACUUGGUGCCUGUGUGCACGGCUCUCCGGGCAUAAAUAUUAAUAGGGUUCCAGCCUCGGCACUAGUGCUGAUGCAGCUGUUUCUGACAUCAAUGUGGAACGAAUUCACUGAAUGCACAAGAGCGAGGGAUGAAAGAAAAGAUUCAGUUGCUAGUCUGAGUUGUUCUUGCAAUCUGCUCUCAGUCGGUUUUGUCCUGAGCAGUCUCUUUGUGUGCGGUCUGAACCGAGACGGGGCACAUUUGCAUAGCUGGAGAAUUUGGUGGCAGAUUGCAACGUUAGAGGGCAAAAACACUGCUGGAACUUCAUUUGCAGCCUCCAGGUCAUGCUCUGGAACCACGGCGACACGCAACCCACGUGGCCGGGAAACGUUUCUUUUUGCUUCAAGCCUUUUUGUUUAAACCUUGUUCUCGUCCAUCCCAAGGACUCUCGUCCUUGAAAACCCAAUAGCAACACACUGCCCCGCAUCCCUAUGGAUUCAGGAUUCUACCGCUAGGACGUGGUGCGUUAACGAAGCAGGGGCUCGGUAACAGGGUUGAACAAAGCAUUUGUCAAGGUCUCCUGUCACCACCCUGCUCUCCCCUCCCUGCAGCAGCAUUGCGGAGAGCAGCGCAGCUCGCUGCAAGGCAGAGCUGCUGUCAACUCGUUAACACUUUCUUUCUCUUUGCGAAAGGCACCGCUGUGGAAAUGGAUGGUAAAGAUCUUAUCGUGCUUUGGCUGCUCUCAGGUGCCUCUUACACGCACCUUUGUGAAGGCUAAAGAAAAAUAAAAUGCUUUUGGAGGAUGAAAAAAACGAUCACUCCAAUAUAUGUGUUAUGUUAAAUCUCUGGCUUAUGGGAAAAUAAAAUGGCUGUUUGGAAAGAUCUCUUUCUUCUCUCUGCCCAGCAUCAGCUGCUCUCCUGCGCUGGGCAGGAGGGAGAGGAUCGGGGUGCCAGGAAUUUGCAACUGAGAAAAGCAGGGUUUGGGGCGGCUGCACUGCGCUAUGCUUUGAGGAGAGCAGCGCAGCCUCUCCCGACGGCAGGAUUCAGACAAAGGCUUUGAUCACUUGGGUUAUGAAGCUGGAAGCGUCCUCACCAAACUGGGGCGGGUGGCAGACCCAGGCUCUGCUCCCAGCCCUGAUUUUUUGGCAGCCCCUGCCCGGCAGCACACGCAGGCUUCGUGGGGCUGAGGGCACACCUCUGCCAGCCCGACUGCAGCGCCUUGGGCGAGCGAUAAGCAAGGCUCAUAAUUAACAGCUUAUCCUCGGCUCUCGGAAGCCAGGAGGUGCUUUUUCAAUUGAUUUUGGUAGCGGCUGGCUCAGAUCCCGAAUCUGUUGCAGGAAGGUAUUAUUCCCAAACGCUGUGAAUUCCUUUGUCCUUCUCUCUCACCCAGUUUUCCCAUUUGUGGCUCUCUACAAGCUCUGGGGAUGAUUUUCACCUGAGUUUUGCUUGCCUCAGAAGAAGCACGUAACAAAGGUGAGCUUUGUGGCACCAGGUGCUUGCAUUUGCCUCUGGGCCCUGGGGAAGGCCACCAUCCAAGCGCUCCGCUCCAGCCACGCCUGGCACAGCUUCUCCGAAUGCACGGUCAAGCUGGGAGAUGGCUCCUCCUGCUUUCCAAGAGGCAGCGUGGAGGGAUGCUCUCAGCUGCUGCUCAGGGGUGGGACACAGGCUUUUGGAGGUGCCUGCUGAGACCCCACGGGACUGAAAAUACAGUGAAGGAGCUGUGGUAACGUAUUCCUGGGAUAGCACGUUCUGACAGCUCAGCUAUUGUCUGGUCUGCUGUUGCACUAACAGAUAACACACCCUUCUUCUUGGAUUUAUUCUGCAUUUACGGUGGUAGUGCUAAGAAUUCUUUUACGUUUUAAAACUCUUAUCCCCAGAGAAUGAGGACUAAGUGAUGUUUCUGAAGGUUACACCCUCUAUAAUCAUCACUCACAUGGGGUACCAGCAGCGGCUGUUUGACGCUUCUGCUAGGAAAUCAGAUGCAGCCCCAAUAUCACAAACACACACCGAACUACCAUUUGGGAUGUUUGCUUUUUGGUGCUAAGCCCUGUAUCCAGCAGAGCAGGAAGGAAAAGCAAAGCAGAUCCCAGCUUGAGGCAGCCCACCUCUGAGCAAACGCAUGGGGCUGCCAGGGACAGUGCCAGGCUGUUAGCUCCGCUCCCUGCCUGGGGAGGAGGAAGGAAAAUAAUCAAAGCUGAUUUUGUCCAGCUGGUUUUGUUGAGAACGGAAAAGUGAAAAGGCUGUGGCAGGACUGUAAGAAGUAAUGAAAGAGGGUGACUGUCUGGAGAGCUGGACUGAGACACUGGCACUUGGUGCUCAAGAAAGGGGAAAACUGUGUGCAGACAUGCCUGGCCAAGCCGCAGGCUGCAGGACUAUUAGCAAGGACUAUUAAAUCCAGGGAGGAAAAGAAGAUUCAUGGAAAUUCUGCCAUCAGCAAUGGAAAAGCACCCAGAGAGACGGGGAAGAGGCCAGCAGUGCAGCCAGUCCCACAGCCACGACGAGAAGGGCAUUUUGUUCCCCACCAAAGACAACCUGAACCUCAGACAGACCAUGGUUUACAGGCUAACCAGCACUGUGUGUUGAGUCAGAGAUUUCAGAGGCUAGGAACAUAGCUCUGUGCAGUCUGAGCAGAAGCCCACCUCAGCCCUUGCACUGGGGGCUGCAGCAGUCUCACAUCCAUCCUUUCUGGAUUCAAGUGCAUCCCGAGGAUGCUGCACACCCAGCCUUGGUCCUGUUGGUGGCCUAAGGACAGAAAGAUAGCAGCAUCCAUCAUGUGUGCUGAGUGCCGUGUGGGAUCUGGCCAUUCCGUCCAGCAAUAUAAGGAAAAACAUUGUUCAGUACCAUCUUUUCACACUUCUUUUCUCAGCCUUUCAAAAGCUCGUUUCCAUUAAGCUUCUGUGUCCCUUCUUCCAAGUCCUAUCACAGCCAUGUCACAGGCACGUAGUAGCCAAUUGCAGCUGCAAAUCUCAAUACAGCUUCUACGUGCUGGAGUCAGUGCUUGCAAGCUGCCUGGGGUUUCUCCAGAGUGAAGUGCUCUAUCUGUGUAAAAAAUAUGAUUUCCAUUUGAUUGCACAAACCUCUUCUUGUCUCGAGGGAGCGAUGAGUCACUCAGUGUCAGUGCCACGUCCAGCAUCCACAGACAGACCCACGUGUCUGAGAAGCUCCGAUAGAUCUCUGACCAGUUCCUCCCAUGACUCAUAACAACAAAAAGAAAACGUCUAAACCAUUUGCUCUGUGCUCGGAAAGCUCCUUAAGAGCUGAGUUAUGCAGAUAUUCAUUCAACUGCAGGGAGAUAGGCAGGGACUGCCACACUUCCAGUCUGCAGAUGAAUGAAAUGAAGCAGAGUGGAAGGCAUUUGCAUAUGGCCACAGUGCCAGGCAGGCGUGAAGUCUGAUUCCUGGCCCAGGACACUGCAGCAGGUCACAGUGAGCUGCUGGCCAGGGAACCACCCUGCCUUCUGCACCCCACCCCAUCAGAGAUGCCAACAGCUGAGGGUACCGACCCCAUGAAAAGAAGAGGCUUUUCCCUAGGGGAAAAGCUGCUACCUUAAGUCCUUUGGAAAUCAGGAACUGGAUUUCCUUCAGUGAUGCCUAUCCGGGAAUCCUCAGAUGCACCUAAGAUCCUGGCACCAGGGGGUUAUUAUAGCAGUUCUGCUAACAUCAUACUAAACAUGCAAUUGCUUGUCAUCUAGAUUUUACAUUUGCUUACGUAUGCUUUCUCAGACGUGAGCCUUUCAGGAGGAAUUGACCUUGGCUUUGGAUCAUGUAAUUCAUAGUAGGAGUUCAGUGCACUCCCCUCACAACUCUUUCAGAAAUUCAGCUUGAAUUCUCUUUUGGCCUUCUGCUGGGCCCACAAAAUGAAGCUGGCCAAUGCCUGGUAAAGAUAUUUUGAGACUUGGAGUGAAGAAAGGACUAUGGUUACAUUUGGAUGGCCCAGGAGCAGUUUCCCAUCACAGCUGAACACCUCUUGCUAGCUGCUGCCUCCUCUCUCUCAGCUCCCCUUCCUCACGCUAAACAUGCUAACCAGAAGGAACAGAUUUGGUCAGCUUAGCUCCCCACACUGACCCGUCACCACAUCUGACGAGGCCUAGCAAGCAGGACCAGGGUGGCCCCACCUAGCAUUGGUUUAGUUUACCACAGCAACUGCACGGUAGAAGCAGAGGCACUUCUCCCCUUCUCACCUGCUUGUGGGAGCCUUAUGCUGCCCUCCAUUAGACCAAACAUUCGAGCAGGGGUAUGGCCAGUCAGAUCAAAGGAAGUUCAAUAUUCAGUGCAAGGUGGGACCAUGGAAGCCUGGAGCUGCAACAGUUGGGACAUCAUGGUGCCACUGGACUCACCAGAUGGAGCAGCUGGAGGGUUUCCCUUGGCUUAACAGUCAAAGAGCUGUUAACAGGCAUUUACUCCUCUGCAAAAAGACAACAAAUUGAGAAACCUGGAAUGUCCUGAGGCAGAGUCUUCAUCUGAUACAUGUUAACGGUCAACUGCUUUUCUCAUGUGUCAAAUGCACACCGUAUUCCUGCAGAAGGAAGCGGUGACUGCAGGAUUGGUGACCAGUCGUGUCCCUCAGGGGUCAGUGCUGGGACUGAUGCUCUGUAAUAUCUUCACCAAUGACACUGACAGUGGGAUCCAGUGUACUCUCAACCAAACUGUGUUGUGCAGUUGACAUGCCCAAGGGAUGGGAUGCCAUCCAGAAGGACCUUCACAGACUCAAGCAGUGAGCCCAGGAGAACCUCAUGAGGUUCAACAAAGCCAAGUGCAAUGUCUUGCAGCUGGGUCAUGGAAAUCCCCGUUAUCACUACAAGCUGGGGAAUGAAAGAACACAGGAGCACAGCCCUGAGGAAAAUGACUUGGGGGUACUGGUGGAUGGCAAGCUGGACAUGAGCCAACAAUGUGCCCUCACAGCCCAGAAAGCCAACUGUAUCCUGGGUAGCAUCCAAAGAAGCACG
Gallus gallus (chicken) is the source of this 7893-nucleotide messenger RNA. Its product is annotated as translation initiation factor IF-2-like. NCBI's taxonomy places the organism in Eukaryota, Metazoa, Chordata, Aves, Galliformes, Phasianidae. Bases 1 to 999 code for a protein of 332 amino acids. The transcript has 2 exons. The record is from RefSeq and is a predicted model, not a curated record.